This is a messenger RNA of Hibiscus syriacus, 815 nucleotides long. RefSeq names its product transcription factor UNE12-like. The transcript has 5 exons. Gene Ontology annotation, biological process: regulation of transcription by RNA polymerase II. Gene Ontology annotation, cellular component: nucleus. The record is from RefSeq and is a predicted model, not a curated record. Bases 156 to 566 code for a protein of 136 amino acids. NCBI's taxonomy places the organism in Eukaryota, Viridiplantae, Streptophyta, Magnoliopsida, Malvales, Malvaceae. Gene Ontology annotation, molecular function: RNA polymerase II cis-regulatory region sequence-specific DNA binding; DNA-binding transcription factor activity, RNA polymerase II-specific; protein dimerization activity.
CUGUUAUAUUCUUGUGCUGCCUAUGAACAUCAUGUCCUGCUGCUACUGCACCGCACCCACCUGCCAUCCGUCCAAGGGUACGAGCUAGGCGAUGACAGGCAACCGAUCCCCACAGUAUCGCUGAGCGGUUACGUAGAGAAAGAAUCGCUGAAAGAAUGAAAGCUUUGCAAGAGUUGGUUCCUAGCUGCAACAAGACUGAUAGGGCAGCUAUGCUUGAUGAAAUUUUAGAUUACGUGAAGUUUCUUAGACUUCAAGUUAAGGUUCUGAGAAUGAGCAGACUUGGAGCAGCUGGUGCUGUGGCUCAGCUUGUAGCCGAUAUACCCCUAUUAUCCGUUGAGGGAGGUGGUGCUGGAGGUGGAAGCCAAGCUGCUUGGGAAAAAUGUUCAAAUGAUGGCACCGAAAAGCAAGUGGCUAAGCUGCUGGAAGAAGACAUUGGAGCUGUCAUGCAGUUUCUUCAGUCCAAGGCACUCUGUAUCGUGCCGAUAUCACUGGCAUCUGCGAUCUUCCCCACACGUCAACCGGAUGCAUCAACAAUUGUCAAAUCCGAUUCGAACAUGCCUUCAUAAAGAUCAAAACCAACAUCAGGAUGCGUGUAGAAAUCAUUCCUAGCUCACUCGCAAUAGCUGUUUUGUGCAUCGAACCAAGCUCCGACUCCGACCAGCAACGUCAAUCUAUUUAGAACAAACUUGGAAGGUGUUUUGAUGCUAUGUCCUAUGGUGUAAUGUCAAGGGAAAACAUAAUUCCAAUGGUGGAUUGAUGUAUUCGUCGUUCUAAUGUCCAAAGUUGGGGUGAGUGAAGGAUGACAAAAAAUAAUG